CUUGUUCGUGAUAAAGAUACACAUUGACAAGUUGGCCGACAGCUUGAUCGGCUAGCAGCUACGUGAUCGCAGAAGCGAAUGUUAUCAAAGACUGAGUUCACUUUGGCUCUUUACGGGCAGUCAAAGUAUAUGGGCCUGUAUAAUGUAGCUCGUUUGAACACAAUGAGUCAGAGGGAGGGCAGCCUCACCCAAGCGACAACCAAACGGAUUAAUAAAUAACACCACAGACCUACAAACCUCUUCUUUUUUUUCUCUCAUCUUGAACGUUUUGUACCUAUGUAGAAUGUUUCUAUAUAGUCAUUGAAUAAAGUAUUCGAGUUUCAGACAUUUCUAUACCUUACAGGUAAAAAAAACAUUCUAUUCCAAACAAGCAACGGGUUUUAAACAAGUUUGAAACUAUUUCACAUUUGACCUACUGUAGGCUACCGAGCAGGCUUGACUUCCUGUUUCCCAGGGUUUUUUUGCAUUCAGUGUCAAAAGUGCUCCGCGUCUCUGGAGUCAGUCAGACAAACCGAAAACAGGAAAAUGGUCUAUUCUAAAAUGGUUUUCUCUGCGUCAAGAACAAUGGAACAACAAAGACUUUAGACUUUUCAUUUUAGGCUAAAUGCUGUCUAGAUUUAGGUAAAGUUUAAAACAACCUACUUUUCUUCCUCUCAUUAUUACGUAGUGUAGUUAGUUUUCAAAGACAGACAAGUUUUUUUGGGGACAUUGGAGCUCCUCUAGCCAACCCCUGACCAGGUGAAGGACAUGUCAUGUGGCGUCUCUCUCCCCGAGGAGGACCUCUACUGUCCUGUUUGCAUUGACAUCUUCAGUGACCCUGUCCUGCUGACAUGCAGCCACAGCGUCUGUCGGAGCUGUAUCCAGCGCUGCUGGGACACUUCAGCCUCCAGAGAGUGCCCAGUCUGCAGGUGCAGGGCCUCCAAGCACAGCCCGCCCUCCAACCUGGCCCUAAAGAACCUCUGUGAGGCCUUGGUACAGAGCAGGCGGGAGAGCCAUGCAGGCAGGGAGAGAUUACUCUGCAGCCUGCACGGGGAGCAAUUUAAAUUAUUCUGCCUGGACGACAUGCAGCCUGUCUGUGUGGUGUGCCAAUCCUCCAAAAUGCACAAACACCAUGAGUGUUCACCGAUAGAGGAGGCGGCACUGGAUUGCAAGAAUGAGAUCUGUGCUUCACUGAAGACCCUGAAAGACACUCUGGACUCCCUCACCAGGGUACCCAAUACAUUAAAGACCACGCUAGCACACAUAAAGAGUCAGGCUCUGGAGACUGAACAAAAGAUGAAAGACCAGUUUGGACAGUUGCACCAGUUUCUUUAUGAGGAGGAGACGGCCAUGUUAGCUGGUCUGAGGGAGGAGGAGGAGGAGAAGAGGAGCCUUGUGAUGAUAGCGAUGACAGAGACUGCUGCAAGGACACUGUCUCUCACAGAGAAUAUCGCAGUCCUCGAGAAGGAGAUUGCGGAAGAUGACAUGACAUUGCUACAGAACUUCAAAGCCACUUUGGAAAGAGGGAGCUGUGUGCCACAGCCUUCAGUGACAGUUUCAGGGACACUUGUUGAUGUGGCCAAACAUCUGUGUAAUCUCAAAUACAGAGUCUGGGAGAGAAUGUCACACCAUGUGGAUAAAGCUCCUGUGAUUUUGGAUCCAAACACAGCCCACCCCUGCCUCAUCUUGUCUGAUGACCUGACUUCACUCCACUACAGCAGCUUGCCCCUGGGUGUCCCUGACAACCCUGAGCGCUUUCACAUGAGUGCAGAGGUAGUGGGCACGACAGGACUGGGCUCAGGGAGUCACUGCUGGGAAGUGGAAACAGGAAGUAACGAGGACUGGAUUCUGGGUGUGGUCAGUGAGUCUGUACCGAGAGCGGCUGAGGCGUUAGCCAGGCCUGAGAAUGGCUUCUGGACCUUGUGUCUGAGGAAUAAAGAGUACAGAGCCAUGACCUCUCCCCCAACACUGCUGGCUGUUGCUAGGAAACCCCAAAGGGUCAGAGUGCAGAUGGACUGGGACAAGGGGGAGGUGUCUUUCUUUGACUCCACUGAUCGAGAUGCGGCCUUGUACUCAUUCUCGCAAACCAAGUUUACAGAGAGAGUUUUCCCAUAUUUUUAUACACAAAGUAAACACCCGCUGAGAAUCCUUAAUGAUGAAAAACAAUGUUUUGGAUGAAAACAAUUAGAUUUUAAUGACAAUGUCAGAAAUGAUGGGGUUAUGAAAAUGACAGAGUGACUUGAGAGUUUCAUUUUUACUUCAUGUAAUGUCAUUUCCAUAUUCUAUGAAUGAUGAUCAAUAAUCGACUUUUUACUUUCCAAGGAAAUGAUCUUGAAUAUAAAAAUGUGCAUGUUUCCACAUGCAGUUUUAAACUUGUACACAUGGUGGCGGCCCAGCUCCAGCUGAAUGUAAUCCAUAGAGAAGAGGAUGACGCUUACCCAUAAUAUCUCAUUUGCUCUUUAUAUAUUUCUUCGUAAGAAAAUGUACAAGCUGAUGUGGCUACAUGAAUACAUCAAUGUUUAAUAGAACUCUGCUUCAAAC
Messenger RNA from Osmerus eperlanus (European smelt), 2520 nucleotides. Its product is annotated as E3 ubiquitin-protein ligase TRIM35. Gene Ontology annotation, molecular function: protein binding; ubiquitin protein ligase activity; zinc ion binding. Gene Ontology annotation, biological process: protein ubiquitination. NCBI's taxonomy places the organism in Eukaryota, Metazoa, Chordata, Actinopteri, Osmeriformes, Osmeridae. The record is from RefSeq and is a predicted model, not a curated record. The transcript has 6 exons. Gene Ontology annotation, cellular component: cytoplasm. Bases 748 to 2157 code for a protein of 469 amino acids.